AUGCAGCCAUCGCAUCGAGUGUUGUUAGCACUUGUUGCUUCUUUCAUGGUAGGCUUGCGGUCGGUCGCAUGCUUCAGUCAAGGCGGCCUGACUACCAACCUUGUUGCUGGGAAAUGCUCCACAGGAACUCUUCCACGGUGUGGACAGCAUACAGUAUACAAGCAUGCGAAUCCUUUGCGAUGUAGGAGCAGGCUGUUGUUCUGGCAGAACCUUGUUUGCACAGAGGAAUCAGGUUUGGAGCGAAGAGGAGGAAAGAGCCUUCAUGUGUACGCGUUCGUCACCAUGGUUGGAUGGGGGAAGAACACUCUCUUGAACGAGCUGUCAAGUCUUGAUGCAACGUCUUGUAAGGAACAUUUUGGGAGCUCAAUUCCACCUGUCAUCCUAGAGUCUGAUGAGAUUGGCAAAGACAAGUUUUGGCCAGUGGUGGAAAAGACAAUAAAAGAUGGAGACGACGACUUGGAUCAUUUGAUUCUCAACAAGAACUUCCCUCCUAACUCAUGGAAGGGAACAGUUAAGAGAUUGAAGAGAGUUUGUGAGGAGAAGCAAAGAAAUCUUUGCAUACACGCUAUUUUCCCCAAAAGUGUAGGCUCGGAAAGAAAUGCAUUCAGCCUGUUCGACUGUGCGACGUGUUUGUAUUCUGUCAAGAAUCGACAAGAACACCCCAAUCUUUCGUCGUCUGCAAACAACAUCCCUGAAGUAGUCUCCUUGUUCUACAAGCUCUACCAUGUCCCAGGUGGGAGAAAGGAAUUUUUGAACAAUCUGCGAAACAAUUUCACUGAAAGUGUCAUUGAAGUCGAUUGGAUAAAGUCGGAGUGUAUGGUCUCUACGUCACAAGAUCUCGACAGGAAGAUGGAAAAACUAUUCUGGGUGACGAGAAAGAUCAAUCGAGCGAAAAAAGAGAAUCAGAAUGAGAUUCCCGACGAUCUUCGAAGUGAGCUUGACGCUGUCGUUGUGGACAUCUUUGACAGUCAAACAAACAUUCAGAUGUUUGAGACAUGCAGACUCGAGCCGAGCCGUGUCUUACAAUCUUUCUUGGAGAACCUUCCACGUUCUACAUGA
Molecule: messenger RNA, 1059 nt
Organism: Guillardia theta CCMP2712
Lineage: Eukaryota; Cryptophyceae; Pyrenomonadales; Geminigeraceae
Exons: 6
Coding region: 1-1059 (352 amino acids)
Biological process (GO): tRNA splicing, via endonucleolytic cleavage and ligation
Molecular function (GO): RNA ligase (ATP) activity
Source: RefSeq, a predicted model, not a curated record